CCCCAGGAUUUCUCUUAUCUCCCCCCAGUACCAUGGAGACCACACUACUCUCUUUCCCUUCCUCCAAGCCUUCACCUUCCCAAACCCUAAUCAAUUUUGGCCCCGCAAACCCAUUUUCUCUUUCUAAACCAUUCUACAAAUCCAAUUCUCGCAGACCCAUCUCCAUCAAAUCCGCCAUUUCUCGCACCAAGAAGGAAGAAACUGUAGAAACUGUCAAAACACAGCUGGAGAACUGUCACCUGAUGGCAGCCAUAAAAUAUACAGGCUUUACCGUUAAUCAAUUCCAAGAAUUGAGGAGAUCAUUGCCUGAAUCCUCCAAACUUCUCGUAGCAAAGAACACUUUGGUAUACAAGGCCAUAGAGGGUACCCAAUGGGAGGCCUUGAAGCCCUGUAUGAAGGGUAUGAAUGCUUGGCUUUUUGUGCAUAGUGAGGAGAUACCUGAGGCUAUUAAGCCGUAUAGGAAUUUCCAGAAGGAGAAGAAGUUGGAGAACAAUGACUUUACUGGGGCGGUUUUUGAGGGGAAGUUUUAUGGGCCAGGAGAUUUUAAGCAGCUGGAGACAAUGCCAUCCAGAGCAGAGCUAUAUGCUAAAAUUUUGGGUGCCUUGCAGAGCCCUGCAAUUGGGUUGGUGAGUACCUUACAGGCGCCGGCCAGGGAUGUGAUUAUGGUGCUCAAGGCUUAUGUGAAGAAGCUGGAGGAUGAGAGUGGUGGACAAUAGUGGAUGUAAGUGUAUUCUUUUCAAAACCCAAUUUUGUGGUUUCCGAAUUGUUGUAACAGAAUUAAUGGUUAUCUGUUUCAUGGGAGUCAUUGGAUUUUUAAAAAAAAAUGCAAUGCUUGCUGUAGAAUUUUGUAAAAUUCUGAUCCAGAUAGUGAUCUUGAAUUCCAAUGUAAGUUAUUCCUUAUGGUUUCUGCAGUUUGAAUAACUUGGUUCUUUGAAUA
Molecule: messenger RNA, 937 nt
Organism: Hevea brasiliensis (rubber tree)
Lineage: Eukaryota; Viridiplantae; Streptophyta; Magnoliopsida; Malpighiales; Euphorbiaceae
Product: 50S ribosomal protein L10, chloroplastic
Exons: 1
Coding region: 33-716 (227 amino acids)
Biological process (GO): translation
Cellular component (GO): large ribosomal subunit
Molecular function (GO): structural constituent of ribosome
Source: RefSeq, a predicted model, not a curated record